Molecule: messenger RNA, 1638 nt
Organism: Salvelinus namaycush (lake trout)
Lineage: Eukaryota; Metazoa; Chordata; Actinopteri; Salmoniformes; Salmonidae
Product: zinc finger protein 135-like
Exons: 2
Coding region: 1-1314 (437 amino acids)
Biological process (GO): regulation of transcription by RNA polymerase II
Cellular component (GO): nucleus
Molecular function (GO): DNA-binding transcription activator activity, RNA polymerase II-specific; RNA polymerase II cis-regulatory region sequence-specific DNA binding
Source: RefSeq, a predicted model, not a curated record
AUGGAGGUAAACACUAGUGGAUCAAACCACAGGGGUGAACACAAGGGGAAAGGCUUUGUUUUGAUCACACUCAAAGAGGAGGAGCUCAACCGCGGUAAAGCACUUCCAACAUCUCUCACGCCAACUGGAGCGCUGGGCCAGCCGCUCUUAAAUAUCAGCUGUGUCAGCACAGGAGAAAGACCAGACUCAGAGGAACCAGAGCCAGAGACAUCAGCGAGACGACACCACUGCUCCCAGUGUGGAAUGAGUUUUACCCGGUUAUUACACGUGAAAAGACAUGAGAAGACACACACAGGAGAAAAGCCCUUCCACUGCUCCCAUUGUGGACAGAGUUUUACCAGGUUAUAUAGCCUGAAAAGACAUGAAAGGACACACACAGGAGAAAAGCCUUUCCACUGCUCUCAGUGUGGAAAGAGUUUUACCCGUUUAUGGCACUUGAACAUGCAUGAGAGAAGGCACACAGGAGAGAAGCCUCACGACUGCUCCGAUUGUGGAAAGAGUUUUACCCAAACAUGGCACCUGAAAAUGCAUAAAAGAAUGCACACAGGAGAAAAGCCCUUCCUCUGCUCCUAUUGUGGAAAGAGUUUUGCCCAGUUAGGGAGCCAGAAAGAACAUGAAAGAAUACACUCUGGAGAAAAGCCAUUCCAGUGUUCCCAUUGUGGAAAGAAUUUUACCUGGAUAGGGAACCUGAAAACUCAUGAGAGGACACAUACAGGAGAGAAGCCUUUCCACUGCUCCUUGUGUGGAAAGAGUUUUACUCAGUUAGGGGGCCUGAUCAAACAUAAGAGAAUACACAAAGGAGAGAAGCCUUUCCACUGCUCCCUGUGUGGAAAGAGUUUUACUCAGUUAUGGACUUUAAAAACACAUCAGUGGACACACACAGAAGAAAAGCCUCACACCUGCUCCCAGUGUGGAAAGGGGUUUGUUACGUUAAGGGGCCUGAAAAAGCAUGAGAGAAUACAUACAGGGGAGGAGAAGCCUUAUCAAUGCUCUCAUUGUGGGAAAGGUUUCGGACGAUCAGGGUAUCUAAAAGUGCAUGAAAGAACACACACUGAAGAGAAACCAUAUCAAUGCUCCCAGUGUGAAAAUACAUUCUUCUCACCAGGGGACCUGAAAAAACAUGAGAGAACACACUCUGUAGAGAGGCCUUUCCAAUGUUCCCAGUGUGGAAAGAGAUUUAUUCAGUCAUCACAUCUGAAAGAGCACACAAGAAUACACACAGGAGAAAAUCAAUUUCAAUGCUCUCAUUGUGGAAAGGGUUUUACCAGGUUAAGGAGACUGAAAACACAUGAGAUGACACACACAGGAAAAUAGCUUUUCCACUGCUCCCAGUGUGGAAAGAUAUUUACCUAGUUAGGGAACCUGAAAGACCAUGGACCACACACUGGGGAGUUGCCUUACAUCUGCUCCCAGUGUGAAAAGAGAGAUUUCACAUAAACACAGGCAGUUUAGCUAGGUAGUUGGCUAGGUAAUUAAACUAGCUAGCUGGCUAGGUAGUUAAGCUAGCUAGUUAAGCUGGCUAGGUAGUUAAGUUAGCUAGCAGAGAGAACAGUCUAUGACUAGGGUGCCUGGAGUCUUUGACAAUUUUUGGGCCUUCCUCUGACACCGCCUGGUAUAGAGGUCCUGGAUGGCAGGAAG